Messenger RNA from Aspergillus calidoustus, 594 nucleotides. The record is from the annotation of a GenBank genome assembly. Lineage: Eukaryota; Fungi; Ascomycota; Eurotiomycetes; Eurotiales; Aspergillaceae.
AUGUCCGAACCAGGCCCUGAUUCCAUCCCCACAAGCGCCGACCCCCGCAGCAAGCGCCCCGUAAAGCGACGCGCCGUAACCCCCCACGGCGAACAAGCCUCACAAAUCGAGCAUCUCUUCCGCGACCCAAGCAAAGAAAUCCGCCUGCCUACUGCGUCCCAACAGCGAACCGCGUCGUCGCUCCCUGCGCCCCCCGAAAUCGUCGCAAAUGUGCAAGGGUCCUCGGCUGGUGCGGGGUCGGGCGAGUUCCAUGUCUACAAGGCGAGUCGGCGGCGCGAGUAUGAGCGGUUGAAGUUGAUGCAGCAGGAGGUUGAUCGGGAGAAGAACGAGAGUGAGUGGGCGAAGAAGAUGGAGGAGACGAGGAAGAAGGAUGAGGAGAAGACGGAGAAGAAUCGUAAACGGAGGGAAAAAAGGAAUGCGGCGAAAAGGGGGAAGAAAAAGGGGCCGUCUGCUGGCGCUGGUGGUAACACUGAGAAAGAGGUUGAUGGUGAGAUGGAUGUUACGGAGGAUGCGAAGGCGACGAAUGGCUCUGGGGCAGGAAUGGAUGGGGAGGCAUAUGCUGAUACGCCUGGUGUCAUUAUUCAUGACGAUUGA